Messenger RNA from Propithecus coquereli (Coquerel's sifaka), 3002 nucleotides. RefSeq names its product armadillo repeat containing 9 (gene ARMC9). The record is from RefSeq and is a predicted model, not a curated record. Gene Ontology annotation, molecular function: protein binding. Bases 38 to 2395 code for a protein of 785 amino acids. The transcript has 23 exons. Gene Ontology annotation, cellular component: ciliary tip; ciliary basal body; centriole. Gene Ontology annotation, biological process: cilium assembly. NCBI's taxonomy places the organism in Eukaryota, Metazoa, Chordata, Mammalia, Primates, Indriidae.
AGAUUUUUGCUGUGAGAAUUACCAGUAACGGUUCAAUAUGGGGGAUAUUCUGGCUCAUGAAUCUGAAUUACUUGGACUAGUGAAAGAGUAUUUAGAUUUUGCUGAAUUUGAAGACACCUUGAAAACCUUUUCAAAAGAAUGCAAAAUAAAAGGAAAACCAUUAUGUAAAACAGCAGGUGGAUCUUUAAGAGACUCUAAAUCAUUGAUAAUUCAGAAGGAUCUUGUCGCGGCAUUUGACAGCGGAGACCAGAAGGUGUUCUUCAAUUUGUGGGAAGAAUACAUUCCCAGUUCCAUUCGAGAUGGCGACUCCCUUGCCCAGAAGUUGGAAUUCUAUCUUCAUAUCCAUUUUGCCAUCUAUCUUCUGAAACACUCCGUAGGAAGACCGGACAGAGAAGAGCUGGAGGAAAGGAUUUCUUACUUCAAAACCUACCUGGAGACCAAAGGGGCAGCGCUGAGCCAGACCACGGAGUUUCUUCCUUUCUACGCCCUUCCUUUUGUUCCCAACCCUAUGGUACACCCUUCAUUUAAAGAACUCUUCCAGGAUUCCUGGACUCCAGAGUUAAAGUUAAAGUUGGAAAAGUUUCUAGCUUUAAUAUUCAAAGCUAGCAACACACCAAAGCUUUUAACAAUAUAUAAGGAGAAUGGACAAAGUAACAAAGAAAUGUUGCAGCAGCUCCACCAGCAGCUUGUCGAAGCCGAACGUAGGUCAAUGACAUACCUGAAGCGGUACAAUAAGAUCCAAGCGGACUACCACAAUCUCAUUGGCGUCACGGCAGAGCUGGUGGAUUCUCUCGAGGCCACGGUCAGCGGCAAGAUGGCUUCCACCAUGUUACGAGCCUCCUUGGCACCUGUGAAAUUGAAAGAUGUCCCAUUACUGCCCUCCCUGGAUUAUGAGAAACUGAAGAAGGAUUUGGUUUGGGGGAGCGAUCGUUUGAAAGCCUUCUUGUUGCAGGCUCUGCGCUGGCGCUUGACCACAUCCCAUCCUGGAGAGCAGAGGGAGACCGUCUUGCAAGCCUACGUCAGCAACGACCUCUUGGACUGUCAUAGCCACAGCCAGAGGAGUGUGCUUCAGCUGCUGCACUCGAAGAGUGAGGUGGUGCGGCAGUACAUGGCCAGGCUCGUCAAUGCUUUCGCGUCGCUAGCAGAAGGUCGCCUCUACCUUGCGCAGAACACGAAGGUGCUUCGGAUGCUGGAGGGAAGGCUGAAGGAGGAGGACAAGGACGUCAUCACUCGGGAGAAUGUCCUUGGGGCCUUGCAGAAGUUCAGCCUCAGGCGCCCGCUGCAGACAGCAAUGAUUCAAGACGGCCUCAUCUUCUGGCUGAUUGAUAUUCUGAAGGAUCCCGAUUGCCUGUCUGACUACACACUGGAGUACUCGGUGGCUUUGCUCAUGAACCUCUGCCUCCGGAGUGCAGGGAAGAACAUGUGUGCCAAGGUGGCAGGCCUCGUGCUCAAGGUCCUUUCAGAUCUGCUUGGCCAUGAAAACCAUGAGAUACAGCCGUAUGUGAACGGAGCUCUGUACAGCAUCCUUUCUAUUCCAUCCAUUCGUGAGGAAGCAAGAGCAAUGGGAAUGGAAGACAUCCUACGCUGCUUCAUCAAAGAAGGCAAUGCCGAAAUGAUCCGCCAGAUAGAAUUUAUCAUCAAGCAGCUUAAUUCCGAAGAGCUACCAGAUGGUGUUCUUGAAUCUGAUGAUGAUGAAGAUGAAGACGAUGAAGAGGACCAUGACACCAUGGAAGCCGACCUGGACAAAGAUGAAUUGAUCCAACCCCAGCUUGGAGAACUCUCAGGCGAGAAGCUUCUGACCACGGAGUACCUGGGAAUCAUGACCAACACGGGGAAGGUGAGGCGGAAGGGGCUGGCCAACGUGCAGUGGAGCGUGGACGAGCCCCUGCGCCGGCCCGUCACCCCCGGUGGCCACAGGAGCGGGUACCCAGUGCUAGAAGACCAUCUCAUGUCUCCCCAGACGGCGCAACGUGGCAGAAACGGCUGCCCACACACCCUGCCCGGCGCUCCGCGGGCAGUCUACGAGGACGGCGAGCCCCGCGCUUCUGAGGCCUGCGUUUCCUCCUCAUCAGCCUUUGACGCCAAGCCCGGAGACUGGUUGCCAGCGGGACGUCAGGAAGAGCCUCGCCUGCCCCCCACAGGGACUCCCAGCCAGCCAAGGGAGGUGCCCCAGGACCCCGGCAGUGGAGAGGCCACCAGGGAACUUACAUCAGCCUUCACCUGCGAGCCUCGGACACCCCGGACUCCAGAGAUCCUGGACCGGAACCCCCCCAAGGCAAAGGUGUCAGCUCUGGCUCCUCAAUUCUCCUCCUGUGGCCCCCAGCAGGCCAGCCGCCCCAGCUCCAUGGCGUCCUCCACGAGGGGCCUGCACAGCAGCCAGUCUUACAGGAAGUGAGGAUGGCGCCUUUCCCCGGGUGUCACCGUCGUCGUUGCCUGAGGACCAGCCAGCUUCCCAUUCUGAGCAGGGUGGCAGCUGCAGGUGACGGAUGUGAAGGGACUGUUGUCUACGAGCCACUGGGCAGCAGAGGAGGUGAGGACAGGCCAUCGCAGCCCCACCGUCCGGAUCACUCCUUCCGCAGGGCAGAGCCUCACCAGGAGGGCUGGGAAGAGCCUGCCCUCCUAGAGGGGAGUUUCCUGGUCACCCUUCACUCCCAGAGGAGGGGAGGGAUGACCUUUGCCCUCGGGAGACCUGGCCCCAGGAACAGUAGGCUGUGGAUUCAGCAGCCCCGGCUGGGCAGACAAGGUGGAAGGCCGGACCAGCAGCCAGGCCAGCGGGCCGGUUCCAUCUCGCAGGCUGGUGAGGAGGAACCGGGUCCGUGAGAGCUCGGCCCCACAGCGGAGCCUUUUCCGAGACUGCGGACCGGGGUGGCCUUGGCAGACGCCAGCUCUCCUCACUCAGACCAAAUGCUUGGAAACAGAAGAGAUUAAGAGUAAAGGAAGCUCAUUCUCAAGCCAUGUGCCUCAGCAACAGAUUUUGUAUUUUCUUCCUCUUUUAAAAUGUG